CUGCCAUUCCACAUGGUUGUGUAUAUGGCGCUUGCCAGGAUAGAGUGCAAGCGUUGGAAUCACGUUUCAUGACUUCUUGAUAUAUCUCUAUCCUUCAAAGAAGACUGCCUUUGGCCAGCAAGUCUUGAAGAAACCUGAACCACCUUUUCCAGAUAUAUAAGCUCAGAUAAAUUAGUAAUCGAUCGGUGAAGAUGAAUGUAGCGAAGGACUCUAACACACAGAAGAAAAAGGAUGACGCAGCCCCUGAGCUCGAAAGCCACUUUAUACUCCGGUUACCAGAGGAACCUGCAAAGGGUUUGCGGCAAGCACUGCAGGCAGGAGCCACUAAUAUCAAGGACAAGUUGAGCAUUCAGUUGGAACCUGAUAUGAGACAUGGAAUUGUCAGACUGGAUAACUGGGUCCUUCCAGCCAAGAUGCUUAUUUGUAGAGAAGAUGAUGAUACAACAGAAGAGGAAGACUCACCUCCCAAAGGAAAAGGGAAGAAAGACCCAAACAGGAAAUUCCUAUGGCCACAUGGACUCACUCCACCUCUAAAGAAUGUUCGCCGCAGAAGGUUCCGAAAGACCUUAAGAAAAAAGAUGGUGGAUGCACCUGAGAUUGAGAAAGAGGUAAAGCGACUUUUGCGUGUUGACAAUGAAGCAGAGAGUGUGCGCUUUGAAAUCCUGACUGAAGAAGAUGAAAGAAUCAAAGAAGAAGAUUCCAGCAAGCUGCCCUAUGGUGAAGAUUCCAAAUUCACAUCAGGCAUUGGGCCGGCGGAAGGGCGAGAAGGCGCCGUGCUUGAUCUUCCCCUUGAGGGCCUUGGAGAUGGCCGACCCCACGACGAACCCCUUGGUGAACUUGAAGACGUCUCCGAUCCCGGCCUCGGCUCCGACCCCGAGCAGGGACAGCGCCAGGAGGACGAACAGGCGGAAUUUCUCGAGGCCUGGUCCGUGUCGCUCUUAAAUCCCAUCGAAGGACCUGCUGGAUCUCGCUCGGUGUCUGCCACUGUUUAUCGAAAUGGAAUCCGAAACCGAAAGGAGGACGGAAGGACGCACGCGGGCACGGUGACCCACAGCUACGGCGGGGUGGGGAGGAACAUCGUGGAAGUCCUCCAUCGAUUGGGACACGACCCGUUGUUCGUCACGGCCAUCGCCCGGGAUCCCCACGGCUCUGCCGUCCGAGGUCAUCUCUCUGGCAUGGACGAGAGCGGGUUGAAGGUGCUCGCGGGACCGGGUUUGAGGACCGGGACCUACUUCGGACUCUUUUCUCGGGAUGGAGAACUCAAAUACGGAGUCGGAGACAUGGACAUCUUUUCUCUCGUUUCGAUCGAUCGAGUAAAAGAACACGAGACAGAAAUAGGUGAAAGCAGUCUCGUCCUCGUAGAUGCCAACGUUCCCGAGGAUACAAUAGACUUUGCUUUGGAUAUUUGCUCUGCAAUUAGCAUUCCUGGUAAGAAAAGAAAAUGGAAUGGGGUCCUUACUGGGCAGCAGCCACUCUCGGAUGAUCUGGUACUCAUUGCUGAACACAUAGUGGCAUCCACUGAAUUUAUGGUCCAGUUGAUAACGUGGAUACCUGAAGCCAUCGAAGCAAAAUUCCCACAGACCCAUCUUCUUGAAGGAAUUGUGUGUAUUUUCCCAGGAAACCAACCAAUAGGGACUGAUACAAGAGAUGUGUAA
Darwinula stevensoni is the source of this 1655-nucleotide messenger RNA. The record is from the annotation of a GenBank genome assembly. Lineage: Eukaryota; Metazoa; Arthropoda; Ostracoda; Podocopida; Darwinulidae.